Molecule: messenger RNA, 370 nt
Organism: Scutellospora calospora
Lineage: Eukaryota; Fungi; Glomeromycota; Glomeromycetes; Diversisporales; Gigasporaceae
Source: the annotation of a GenBank genome assembly
AGAGGAAAACAAUAGUGAGAAGGAUUCAAUAGAAAAUUUGAACAACACUCAGGCUGAAAGUACAGAAGAAAUUUUCGAGAUCCUAUCAGAUACUGUAGAAUCCGAGAGCAAUGCUAACGUCACACAGAUCAAUAUAGACGAAUCUCCUGCAAAAGAAUCAAAUGAAUUACAAACAUCACUUAAUGAAGAGGAAGUAACUCAGGUGAAACGAUCCAAAUUAACCACACAAGCUACACAUAGAGCUUCAGCAUCAGAAAAUUCAAAAACAGAAGUAGAAAUAAAUUCCACAACAGAAUUAGCUAUGCAUUCAGAAGAAGUUGAUAUGGGAUCUCAAGAAGAAUCAGGAGACAGAGAUGAUAGCUUCAUAGAG